Branchiostoma belcheri (Belcher's lancelet) is the source of this 2644-nucleotide messenger RNA. Its product is annotated as TWiK family of potassium channels protein 7-like. The coding region runs from base 1 to 1536 and encodes 511 amino acids. Gene Ontology annotation, biological process: potassium ion transmembrane transport; stabilization of membrane potential. Gene Ontology annotation, cellular component: membrane. Lineage: Eukaryota; Metazoa; Chordata; Leptocardii; Amphioxiformes; Branchiostomatidae. Gene Ontology annotation, molecular function: potassium ion leak channel activity. The transcript is spliced from 7 exons. The record is from RefSeq and is a predicted model, not a curated record.
AUGUCGAACAAUGGCGGCGGCCAUGGCCACGCUCUCCCGGCUGUGGACCAGGAAAAGGACAUCGUGCCUGCCGUGCAGCCGCCUGACAACAGUAGGGCACGGGUGGUGAGAACAAGAAAGAACACAAGUUGGAUGAAGAGAACCUUCGGUGUCGUCUGGCCUCACGUGAAGUGGGCGCUCAUUAACAUAGGGUAUCUAGGAUUUGGUGCCGCUAUGUUUGCAGCAUUGGAAGUUCCUCCGGAUCCGGUAGGCAACAUGUACGGGGGAAGAGUGAACAGUGGUGCUGCUACUCCGGAUCUUCGCAAAACGUCCAGCAAGGAUUUGGUACGACGAGAAACGACAACCAGACGACUUAGCGUUCUUCCAUUCGUAAACGCAGAGGAAGAAGUUCAGAAUGAUACCGGAGAAACAGACCAGAAAGGAUCGGGGGGUGAGGGGUGGAAACCGGCCUGCUGCAGCUGCAGUUUACGGGCUGUAGCCGUCACCGUGUGGCCUCAUCUGAAAAUAGUCAUCCUCAAUGUCGCGUACCUCGGAUUCGGCGCCUGGGUCUUCUGCACGUUGGAGUGCGAAGGGCAAAAGGCGCGGCAUCCAGACCUGCCUGCCAGUCGCCAUUUUGUCCUGGACAAGUUACGGGCCGCGGCGAACAACACCACAAGUUUUGAGAACUGGACACGAGUUGCGGACCUGGAAAUGGCGAAACACGAAGAGAUGGUUGUCCGUGCACGACAAGAGUUUGUGUGGGGAACCAACGGCUCGUCCCCCGCCUACCUGUCGGACCCUUCCCGGGCACUGUUCUUUGCGGCUGUCGUGGUCACCACAAUCGGUUACGGCCACGUCACGCCCCAGACGACCGGAGGGCGCGUCUUCCUCAUGUUCUACGCCGCGGUCGGCAUGCCGCUGAUGCUGGCGUGGCUGGCCGACAUCAACCGCCUGUUCGGUCACCUCCUGCACUUCCUGACCAGGAAGGUUAACGCCGUCCUGCGUCCAGAGCUUCCCGCAGAUAAAGCACGAAGAGUUCCAGUGUGGGUGAUCGUGCUGCUAUUGGUGAUCUACCUGCUAGUCGGCGCUGGUGUACUGUGCUUUUGGGAGGACUGGACGUUCGUGGACAGCCUGUACUACACCUACAUAACCGCCAGCACCAUAGGGUUUGGUGACAUAGUGCCGACCAAGCAGCUGUACGUGCUCAUAGUGUUCCCCUACAUCCUCCUGGGGCUGUCCCUGGUGUCCAACUGCUUCAGGCUCACACAAGAAGCGAUCCACUGGGUUGACGAGCGUUUCUGCGGCGGCAGGAAGAUGUACCGGCGGGACGCGUGCCCGUGCUGCGGGCUGCUCAACAUGCAGAAGAUGCGGCCGGAGGACCUGGUCCUGGUGCGGCGGAUGGCGAUGAAGUGGCGCCGCAUGUCCGGGCAGCGGCGCAAGCGGGCAGUGGUGUACCUGCUGCCCAUGUGGAUGGUUUGGGACGACUUGGAAGAGAUAGCGCAGAGCCAGACACCUGCCGACUCCGACCACACCACAGCUACCACCGCCGAGCAAUGAGACGUCUUCACGGCACUUCACUCACAACUUCCGGCGCGGUCACAUUCGUCGUGGGUCGUCAUACGAUUUUGAUGUGAUAGAAUUUGCAAACAGGUUGUGACAGAAGCAACCAGCGACAAGGACCUGAGACAGCCCUUUUCUGUAACGAGACAUCUAAAUUGUACAGGACACAUGCACGGACAGGCCUAGAAUACAUUCAGUUUCGACCGUUAGACCACAAAAAUCACAAGAAAUGAGAAGGCAAAAAUAAUUCUUGUACUGUUCUUGGUCAGUGCCGAAUGACCCAUUUAAGUUCCUCUGUGAGGGUGAUAUGAGCGAAACACUAUAUGACGUCUGUAUAUUUUGUCACGGACAUUUAUUUAUGAUGUAUACAUGUAUGUAUAUUUUGUCACCGACAAACAUAGAAAUUCUACAGUCUCUGGACUUGUCAAACACUGUCGACACCGAGCCAGCAGAACAGAACACAAUUAAGUGCAAGGAAAGCUUUCUUGUUGGGUCAUAAUUGGUGAGAUAGCGGUAAAACAAAUAUGGAGCACAAACACGAAAGAUGCAGAUGUAGGCAUUAUUUGUCAUGUAUGACAAUGUUGACUUUUAUAACCAGGGUUGUCCCUAGUGUUGGAGUGUUACUACUGUAUUGACAAACACAUACACGCAGACUUUUACAUAUCUAUACGUGUGGAAAUAUUCUCCUGGAUAUUCGUAGUGACGCAGAAUGAUAAAGUAACCGAGAGAAAAGGCGAUAGUCUCGGUAACAGGCCUGCCAAAGGUUGCACGACACCGGCCUUCAGGUGCGGUCCUUUUGUUUGUUUCCUUCCGGCCUUCCCCAAACACAGCCUCGGUCACGCCCUGAAACUAAUCUACCCAACGGGGAAAGGUUUCCAUUGUCCACAAACUGGCCUGGCCGGCCAGUGUCAGGUCACCCCCUCACACAAUACACCACUUGCUGUAUUAGACAUUAAAUAACGUCAUUCCUGAUUAAGUUCUCAUAAUCCGCCUUAAUCCGAAGCGCAAACGAAGGGGAUCUAGCGGUUGCUAUGGCGACGAGCGGCACCUUGUUGGUAAACGUCACGUGACCUUUCCUGAGCCUGAUUAAUGGUUGUUAUUUUGU